Molecule: messenger RNA, 1077 nt
Organism: Triplophysa rosa
Lineage: Eukaryota; Metazoa; Chordata; Actinopteri; Cypriniformes; Nemacheilidae
Product: GTPase IMAP family member 9-like
Exons: 2
Coding region: 82-1077 (331 amino acids)
Molecular function (GO): GTP binding
Source: RefSeq, a predicted model, not a curated record
UGCCAUUUUACAGACAGGAAACCAUUUUGCAACACCAGUGUGUUGUCAGUCGGGGUUAUUCAUACAGUCGAUUAAAAUCGCAUGAUGGGGCGCAUUGACGAUCUUCGGGUUCUGAUGUGCGGAAAAACAGGUUCGGGAGUGAGUGCUUCUUGUAACACCAUACUGGGAUUUAAUGCGUGUCAGUCGGGUCAUGGAUAUUCGUCAAUCACAGACCGAUGUCAAAAGCACACGGCUGUUAUUUCAAACACAACAGUCACAGUACUUGACACUCCAAACUUGUUGAAUUCAGAAAAUGUCGACAUGCGUGCAGAGUUAGAGAGAGGAAUACAGCUGUGCUCUCGAGGGCUCCAUGCGCUCCUGCUCGUUUUCUCUUCAAACACUUUCACUCAACAAGACGCAGAUAUCGUGUCGCUAUAUAAACAGACGUUUGGUGAGCAUGUUAUGAAAUACACUUUUGUGGUCUUCACGCACGGAGAUGAGCUUCAAAAUAAAUCAAUUGAACAACUAAUAAGGCGUAAUGCAGAACUGUCCAAGCUGAUAGAAGAGUGUGGUGGGAGAUUUCACUUACUGAAUAAUAAAGAUCAGUCGAACAGAGAACAGGUCACUGAACUACUGGACAAGAUCCACAGAAUGGUGUCUGCGAAUGACAACAGCUGUUAUACACUGCAUAUGAUCCCAAAGGCUCAACAAAGAGUACGUCUGCAGAGAUUUAUGAAGCCAAAAUACCUGCAUGCAGUCAGUGUUUUCCUAGUGUGUGCCAUGGGGUGCGUUAAGGUGGAAAAUGAAGGUUCUGUGGACGUUAAGACAUUUGCACUUGGUUGUGUUGAGGGUGUGUUAGCAGGGAUGGCCGGGGCAGCUUCAGGAUACCUCUGGGUACAUGUUCUAAAACAUCAGAGUUUAUUUGGGGGUAAAUCUACUCGGAGGCUGUUACACGCGCUUCCAGGAGUCAUGUGUGGCUGUGGUGCAGGAGUUAUCAGUAGGUAUUUUGUUGGUCAAAGGGGUUCAGUAAGUACAUCAUUAACAGUGAUACAAGUGGGUGUGGCCUACACCGCAAUACUGAAGAAUUAUUGUAAAUAG